CUGUGGUUUUCAAGCGAGAUUAGUUUCAUUUUCAUGUGUGAUUGAUAUCACUCCUUCACACAUUCUGUUUCGACCUUAUUUACACAACUCACAAUUCGGUAACAAUUUGGGUAAUUUCUAAUAAGUACGUCUGAAUUUAUAAUAGAAUUUAUCUAGAAUAUUUUAAUAUUUUUUCCUCAUAAUUGUACUCAAUCGGUAAACUCGAAAUUAAAGACAGAAAAGCCAGCAGAUUAGUAACAAUAUACAUUUCUGAAGUAUGGAUCCAAAUAAUGAAACUUUCAAGGAUCAGAAUGACGUGUCAUCCACACAAUUAUUGAGUGAGUCAACAUCCGAUGUUGCAAAAACAGGAUUGUCAACUGUUGAAGACUCUGCAUCAAACAGCAAACGACAAGAUCCACCAGUGAGAAUCAGAAAAAAACCUGGAAGAAAGCCUAAUCCGGCUUCUCCAGCUCUUCGAAAAGCUCAAAAUAGAGCUGCGCAGAGAGCAUUCAGAGAACGUAAAGAACGACAUAUGAGGGAACUCGAGACAAAUGUUAAAGCUAUCAAAGAACAAAGAGAUACACUAAUGCAUGAGAAUGAAAAACUAUCCAGUGAUAAUGAGAUCCUAAAAGCCGAAAACUGGUAUUUGAAAGGCAUUGUAUUAUCAUUACAAUUAGUAUGUCUUCAGCACAACCUAAGCAUUCCACAACAUUGCCCGCAUGUCAACGAUCAAACAUUAUCGGUUUUGGCGCAGUCUAUUCCCAACUCCAUCGCUUCCUACAUGAAUCUCAAGAAAAAAAACAAAUUGAAUUUGGCAGAUAAGAUACAACAGCAAAAUUCACAAUUUGAUAGUAAGCUAAAACAGCAGCACCAGCAAGAACAAUCGUCAGUACACAGACAGUGUUUAGUAACACAAAAUAAUGAUGACCUGCACAUGUCUAAAAAACACAAGAAUUCCAUUGACAUAAAUGAGCGUAAUAAACGAAAGGCAAGUACAAGUAAUCCAUAUCUACAAGACAUGCCCACUUUAUCCCCCAUAAGUACAGAAGAAGUUGGAUCCGUACCAUCAGCGAACAGUGUAGAUGCUGCUAGUAACAUCCUCCCUAUCCAAACUACAACCGUUAAUGAACCUGCGUCAUCAAAUUUGGCAGCACUUCAAAUACUUAGAAUGCGUUUACGCUUACAGUGCGCCAAAAUCCCUCUUACCAUUCGACCAACAUUGCUGCAGCUGACUGUUCCUCACGAUCCGCGAAUUGAUCUUAUACCAACACCACAAAUGCGCGACAGGAUGAUUCUUUUUAAAGAUCAAUUUGACUUGGAUGACUGCUUCAGAUGCUUGCUAUCAGGUUCUGUUUUCCAUGGUGGCGAUCCUGCAGUUGCAGGGAAUUGGCAGUUGCCCGCUGAAUUUUUUGACAAUUACUGGUUCUUAACUACCGAUUACAAUUUGAGAAGAUGUACCAAUGAAUGGAGAAAGAAACAAGGCUUACAGGAAAUCAAAGUAGAUAUGUCACCCUUAAAUGCAACUACUCAAAGCUCACCACAAAUGCAUGUAACUUCAUCACCGUCGUUAAGUAACCCAUUAAUGGAAACAAAACAAUAUAUCAAUCAAUCUUCCCGUCUUUCUCAACAAUCACAGUCCUCGGGAACACAGUUUAGUAACGUAACCGAGUAUAUUAGCAACCCACAACUGACCGAAAGCUUUGAUUUGAUUUCAGAAAAUGCGCUUUUUGAGCAACCUUCCAACCCUUCAAACCUCAGUGUAGCACCUGCAAUAAGCCUAAAUGAGUAUCCGAAUGUAAUUACAGCGUCUAAUUCAGGGCAGGAUUUACCUGUAGGUGUUCAAGUGCCAUUUCAACCCCAAGUACAGCCAAUGAUUCAGGCACAAGGUCAGUUUCAAUCACAUUCAUAUUCUCAACAACCACAACCACAUACGCAAACGCAGCCAUUGGAUCCGAUACAGCUACAGAAUAAUUGGAAUAAUUGGCUGAUAAAUCCUCAAGGAAACCUUAACAGCAUUAUAGAAACUUAGCACACCCUAUGCGUUUGUCCCUUAUAUGAGUCAAUUUAUACCCACUUUUUUAGCAUUUAUUUGAUUAGCAUUUUACAAACAAAGGGUUGUCACUAGAUAGUUGUAUAAAGAGAU
Molecule: messenger RNA, 2122 nt
Organism: Mycotypha africana
Lineage: Eukaryota; Fungi; Mucoromycota; Mucoromycetes; Mucorales; Mycotyphaceae
Exons: 5
Coding region: 257-2008 (583 amino acids)
Biological process (GO): regulation of DNA-templated transcription
Molecular function (GO): DNA-binding transcription factor activity
Source: RefSeq, a predicted model, not a curated record